AUGAAUGAAAUAUGAAAAAGCAACCCUAUGAUCAUGGGAUACGCGAUGAUUGGCGUAACACGAGUAUAGUACUUAUUUCGGACGUGCCUACAGACCAUGUGCGUUAUUAGGUACUUUACUUGGGAAUUCCUAUUAAAAAUGAAGAUGCAAUAGCCGCGUCAAAUUGAUACUACACUUAUCAACAAUCAUCGGACCUGUUUCACAACAGUACUCACUUGUCUCUUGCUACAGACACGCGCAUAUUUGAAAAAUAAUUAUUAAACAACUCGUCAUCGAAAACAAAUAAAGUGAAAUCACAUCAAUAGUUUUAAGAUCCUCAAUUGCUGGAUAGAUUCAAAUUGGAGAUGUCGUACGGCAUCGAAAGGUUCUUCUUGCUAUCCUACUGCUUGGCUUGCUGCUGGCCUGGCUUAGGAGCUAAGUCCGAGUUACGCAUUGUCAGACAGUGGCCGGAGCUGGAGUUCGUGUUUCCGAGCGAACAAGCAUACAAAGAAGCUAUAGAGAAACGAUACUAUGUGCCUGGAAAUUCCGUGCCCAUUGAUGUCGACGUUCAUCAUAGACAAGGUGAUUUAAAAUCUCGAAUCUUUGUCACAAUACCAAGAUUUGAUGAAGGCAGACCCAUGACAUUGGGUACCGUAGAUGACACUGGGAGAGUAUCUGCCUACCCAGAUUACUCCUGGCACGACAAUCAAGGCCAGAACUGCAAUGGAUUUACAUCCGUAUUUAGAGUUGCAAUUGAUGAAUGCAAUCGUUUGUGGGUAAUGGAUACGGGGAAGAUUGGAGACCAAAACCACUGUCCACCUAAAGUUGUAGCUUUUGACCUGGCCACCGACAAUGUUGUCUUCACCCAUAUCGUCAACGCAUCAAGUUAUAUUGGAACGUCACUAUUUAUUACACCUGUUGUUGAUGUACGAAAACGUGGUUAUGACUGCUCUGAUACAUAUGUCUAUGUAGCUGAUGUAUCUGGUUUUGGUCUUUUAAUUGUUGAUGUCGCCAGAAAUAGCUCAUGGAGAAUAUCACAUCGUCUUAUGUUCCCGUAUCCAUCACGAGGCACAUUCACUAUUGACGGGCAAAGCUUCGAUCUAAUGGACGGCAUUCUUGGAAUGGCCUUGUCUCCUUUACGACAUAAUGGAAUUGACCGUGAUUUGUACUUCCAUGCCCUGGCGUCUACUACCGAAAAUGUUGCACCCACUUCAUUAUUACGAAAUGAAUCCUAUAUCCACGAUUCAAAUGCUGAUCCACAAUUGAUUAAAGUUUUUGCAGAAGAACGACCAAAUCAGUCGGCUGCUGAAGCAAUUGAUCGUAAUGGAAUUAUGUAUUUUGGACUAAUGGAGCCACCUAGCAUUUGGUGUUGGAAUACAGCUACUGAGUUUUCUACCAGAAACUUCCACCAAUUGGCUGUUAAUAGGGAAACGUUGCAAUUUGCCAGUGGUGUUAAAGUCGUCAAUAAUCUCAAGGGUGAACAAGAAUUGUGGGUUUUGACGUCCAGUUUCCAAAGAGUUAUGACAGAUACACUUACCUCAAAUAGAAUUAACUUUAGAAUUCAUGCAGAGAAAAUCAAAACACUUAUCGAUAAUUCCCCGUGUAGGGUUUCCCCAAAGGAAAGGAUUGGAACACAAAGCUACCAUGCCAAUCUCAUCACGCCCAGCAGGGGUUACAAAAGUGGGACAUACAGAUAUGGCGCUGUCUCAUAUCUUUAGAAAUCCGUGCCAUGUCUGACCAUUUGCUCAAUAGCUUCAUGUGGAACUAUUGGCCAUUUAGGAAUAUAUAUUACUAACAAAAAUAAAUGUUGUCUAUUUUUACAAUAAAUUAUUUUACUUCUGUAAGUAAAACUACUGUGUGGAUAAAGUAUGUAGUGAUGAAUUACGAUAAAUACGAUACGAACAAAUAUGCAGUGGCGAGGAUAGUUUCCUUGCUUCCACCUUAAUAUAGAACGGCAUAUAGUAAAAAAAGGAAUUAAAUACCGUUAUAGCGAUUAUGUUACCAUAGUUGUAAGAUUUAUAAUAGACGUACAUUUUU
Messenger RNA from Achroia grisella, 2016 nucleotides. It is a transcript of the gene Y-d, whose product is annotated as protein yellow-like. The record is from RefSeq and is a predicted model, not a curated record. Gene Ontology annotation, cellular component: extracellular region. NCBI's taxonomy places the organism in Eukaryota, Metazoa, Arthropoda, Insecta, Lepidoptera, Pyralidae. Bases 345 to 1697 code for a protein of 450 amino acids. The transcript has 7 exons.